This is a messenger RNA of Phytophthora nicotianae INRA-310, 288 nucleotides long. RefSeq lists its product as hypothetical. Bases 1 to 288 code for a protein of 95 amino acids. The record is from RefSeq and is a predicted model, not a curated record. NCBI's taxonomy places the organism in Eukaryota, Oomycota, Peronosporomycetes, Peronosporales, Peronosporaceae. The transcript is spliced from 5 exons.
AUGAUCGAAAACGUUCACUUUUGUCUGGUGAUACGCGUCCAUUGCCGCAAGGUAGACCCUCUCGCCCUUUCGGUCGUCUCGUUUAGUCUAAAUCCGUCGAAUUACAGAAUGAGAUUGUUGGACGUGGAGUUCGUAAACAAAGAACAACCAUUCGAGCAUUUGUUACGGAUACUUUCAAGUACCGACAUUUAUCAGUCGCAAGGCACUACUUGUCAUAAAGUUGCGCGACAACGCCUAGGAAGUGGCGCUGCUGUGGGGCAAUCGCGGACCGUCGAAGAUCCUAUAUAA